Molecule: messenger RNA, 946 nt
Organism: Panonychus citri (citrus red mite)
Lineage: Eukaryota; Metazoa; Arthropoda; Arachnida; Trombidiformes; Tetranychidae
Gene: mRpS34
Exons: 1
Coding region: 130-768 (212 amino acids)
Biological process (GO): mitochondrial translation
Cellular component (GO): mitochondrion; mitochondrial small ribosomal subunit
Molecular function (GO): structural constituent of ribosome
Source: RefSeq, a predicted model, not a curated record
GUUUAUGUUUAUCUUUAAAUUAAUUUGGUGUUGGUCUAAUUGUGGUUUCGUUUUCUUUAAUUUAAAUUGUUGUUCUAUUUACGAUUCUAAUUUCAAUCAUCUAGUUUCAUCUAUUAAUUGUAAACUAUCAUGUCAAAUGUUGCCUACAUUGGAAAACCAUCCAGAUAUCAUGGAAAACGUAUAUUCGAGAUAUUAAUCAAUUUAAAGAAUUUUGGAAAAGGAAGAAUAUUGGAGAAAAUUUAUUCCAAUGAGAAACAUGGAGAGAAAACAUUUUGUAUUAUUAAAGAAGCUUAUCCACAAAUGGAUAAAGAUUUAGCCUUUGGUUUGGUUUACACGGAGCAAUAUUAUCGAGGAGCGAGGAUUCCUGGUCUAACUGAGAUUCUGCCAACUACACCUGAUUAUCGUUUGAUACAUAAACAUGAGGAAGAACCUUAUUUAGAGAUUGCUAGAAAUGCUCCAGAAUAUGGUAAAAAUGUUCCUCGUAAGGUAUUACCACAAUACUACAAAGUACCACCUCUCAUGGCGGAAGUAAUUAACCGUAGAGCUUUCAAUAAUCCACCUUGUAUCUACAUCAAAGGAUUGAACAAGAAAGAUUAUGGUUACGAUGCUGAAAGUAUAACCCAACUAAAGAUACCAUUUGUUUAUCAAUGGAACGAAUUUGAAUCAUUAAUCUACAAAAUAGCGGAUGAAGAUGGUGGAGAAAAGAUUCCGACAAGACCAAGAAUAUUCAUCGACAGAUUAAAGGCUAAAGAAUCGAACCAAUUAUAAUCUCUUUGUAAUUAACCAAACUCUCUUUAAAUUGAAAGAUAAAAACCAAAUUCGAACCUUAUCAAAUUUCCUAGUGACUUUUGCCACCUAAACCUUGUAAAUCAUUAGAAUGAUUCAUUUCAUAAAUUAAUGCUAAAUUACAUAUUAGCUCCAAUAAUUAAAUUUUCUUCUCUUUUUC